This is a messenger RNA of Fusarium falciforme, 1026 nucleotides long. RefSeq lists its product as hypothetical. Lineage: Eukaryota; Fungi; Ascomycota; Sordariomycetes; Hypocreales; Nectriaceae. The record is from RefSeq and is a predicted model, not a curated record. Bases 1 to 1026 code for a protein of 341 amino acids. The transcript is spliced from 3 exons.
AUGCCAUCAGGCAACCAGGCCAACAUCUUCACGUGCACAUUCUGCUUCCACCUCUCCAACGGGCCUCCCCACGUCAUUGGCCGCUCAGCUCGUCUCGCUUGUUCCCCAUGCCACGCGGCGCUUCUCGACCUCGCCAUCUGCUGGGUGUGCGGAGAACUCAUAUUCCGAGGCGACGAUGCUCAUCAAACUCCCGCCGGGGAGGCGUCACAAAAGACUGGCAGAGAUGGAGCAGACAGCGAAGGAAACAAGGCCAACAACAUGCCAAUCAACUUGGCAGAUCCUUCAGAGUCGGUCAUUUGGGUCGACAUCUUCGAUCCUAUCAACGGUCCAUCCUUCAAGCCGAGUCCCCUGAAGCCGAUCCCAUUAUUCAUGCAGCGAGCGCCAAAUCACGGUGUCAAACUUCAAAGCCAGCAACCGUCUGCCCUCGACAUUUACCUUCAGACUCCGCCUCACCUGCGGAAGCCCGCCUCCGCGCCGAGUUCAGUUUACCCGCCUGUAUCACCAGCGAAGAGCCCAGAGCUGGCCUCAAAAGAUGCAUCUCAGCUCGCAGCCUCACUCCCCGUGGCACCAGCUUCUCGAUCACCAACCCCAUCUCGAAAACAAGCAUUCACCUUGGUCAAAGAGGAACCCCUGAAACGACCUUCGUCGAGACUGGCCUCGCCACGUCGUCGCUCGGACAUAAACUCGUCGGGAUACUGCACACCUCCCGAAUACCCCGACCAGGUGAUGCGGACGCCUUACCCGCUGCCUUUGUCGACUAUCCGCGCCGCCAGCCCCUUGCCUUCGCAGCUCACGUCGCACAUGCAGCGGAUAACGCACGCAGCACCGCAAUCAUCCGAGUACCUGGAGCGUUACCAGCCACUGACAGCGCCGGUGAGGACGACAGAGGGGAGGAGACUGAGGAGGAUCCCCGCGAGCCUGAGCGAGGAGGGGUCUGUAAGAGGGAGAUCGGAACAGAGGAGUAGUGAUGUUGGUGACUGGGGGAGAGUUGGGGCUGAGUUGAAGAGGUUCUUUACAGGCCGGUGA